Molecule: messenger RNA, 1687 nt
Organism: Teleopsis dalmanni
Lineage: Eukaryota; Metazoa; Arthropoda; Insecta; Diptera; Diopsidae
Product: dimethyladenosine transferase 2, mitochondrial-like
Exons: 5
Coding region: 181-1581 (466 amino acids)
Biological process (GO): transcription initiation at mitochondrial promoter; rRNA methylation
Cellular component (GO): mitochondrial matrix
Molecular function (GO): rRNA (adenine-N6,N6-)-dimethyltransferase activity; mitochondrial transcription factor activity
Source: RefSeq, a predicted model, not a curated record
AUUCUAAAUUUUAGCGCAAGAUAGCAAAAAUCAGUUAACCAGUCUGGCAGCAUUAUAAAACAGCUGAUAUCAAAUACAUAUGUUAAAAAAUUCAUAACAAUAAUAUAUCAAAAUAAGCCGCAAGCUUACUAGUAAAAUAAAUUAAGUUAUAAAAUAAAAUAAAAUUUGUUCUAAAAAAAUAUGUACAAUGUACAGCGUAUCUUUUUUAGGCCAUGCAAGCAAUUGACGAAUAUACAUAGACUGAGCACUAAAGUAAAGAAUAAAAUUAAAACAAAAACAAUACCGGCGGUAAAUACAGAAAUACCUCAAAAGCUUCUAAAUAAGAAAUUAAAAACUCCAGAUUCAAUGUACAUUAUAAAUGAAAUAGCUGCAAAUAUAAUCGACGAAAGUAUAGAACCAUUUUUAUCAAACACUCAAUGUAAAACAGCAAUCGAAAUAAAUCCUGGUCUUGGACUGUUUACGAAAAAACUAUUAGAUCGAGAAAAACAAUUUGAUAAUAUAUUACUAUUUGAAUCUACGGACGAAUUUCUGUCCAAGCAAGAAGAAUUACAUGUGCUCUAUCCGGAACGUGUAAAAGUUAAACGCGGUGAUUUUGUAAAUCUAUCGAAGAUAGUCUAUCAAGAUAAAAUGGAUAAUGGCACACGUACAGAGGAAUUGCUAGAGCAUGUACCUAAAAUGCCAUAUAAUGAAGGUAUUAAUGCACGCAUCUUUGGUGUAGUUGGCUCAUACAAUUUUUUCAAGUCCCUAAUUAAUUUUCUGGUGUUCCAAAAUGGUCUCAUUGCUUACGGACGGUAUGAGUUGUUUGUAGUUAUGCCUCCACCAAUAUACAUUCACCUUACCUGCUCUGGUGACUUAGGUUAUAUGUUUUAUCGCGCAACAUCAAUACUGUUUCAAAUUCUAUUUGAGUAUCAAUACAUAACGAAAAUUCCCCGCGAAUAUUUUAUACCACCUGAAAGUCAAAGCAAAAUGAAUCCAAAAAGUAAAUUACAUCGGGUUAAUUCUAUAAAUACAGAUUACUUGUACUUAGUAAAAAUUUCACCUCGGCAGAAUUUAAACGACUUUUGUUCCAUAGCUGAUCUUCCUGCGAUGUGGUAUUUUAUUAAACAAAACUGUGUAAGUCGACGUAAUCGUGUUGUGCCAAAUCUUGAAAAAUGGAUACCUGGUUGUGGUAUUAGAGUUAUAGCCGAUGCUUCAGUACCAGAAAGAAUUGAAUUUAUGUAUCCUAAUGAAGACACUACCAAGCUGCCUGAAUAUACUAAUCGUUGCACAACAAUGCAUUGUAGAGAUUUCCAUCAAAAUACUAAUAUAUAUACACAGUUUGGUGAUCUUAGCGGUAGCCAGAUACUUGCACUUUUUACACAGUUUCGUAAUUGGCCUGAGUAUAAUGAGUGUCCGUUCACGGCUUCACUGGAAAGCUGGCUAAUAAAAAUGAAUACAACAGAUGAUGAUAGUGCUGGAGGCAUUGAUAUAUCAGAAGAAGAUGAUAUGCGCAAUGAUUUAAUGGAAUUAGAUAAUAUGUCCUAUGAACAAGAAACUGACAAAAAAUCUGCAGGCAAAACAAAAAACACGAUAAACUUAUGAUUAAUGAAUAAGAAUACAUAUUAUGCACGAACUCCAUAAUAUUUUUUAUCAUGAUUGUAAAUAAUUCUAUAAAUACAGAGAAUUGUAGUAGAGGUUAACAAUUUUA